Molecule: messenger RNA, 4800 nt
Organism: Cuscuta campestris
Lineage: Eukaryota; Viridiplantae; Streptophyta; Magnoliopsida; Solanales; Convolvulaceae
Source: the annotation of a GenBank genome assembly
CCUUGAAGGUUUGAAUCAACCUUGAUUCGAGAUCAAUUGAAAUCCAAUUUGUUGGGUAUUUUGAGCGGAUUGAAAUGCUCUUUAGAGGUAUGAAGUUUUGCUUCCAUUCCAGUCAAAGAUUCCUUUGAAACGAGCGAAUUCUAGGACUCCGUGCAUAGUUUACAGUGUAGCAUCGCAGUCCAGUUUUAACCAGUGCAGCAGCAACUCCUGCGAUCCCCGCCUCCCCUUCCUACCUCAUGUGUUUCAAUUUAGUGCAGCAGCAACUCCGACAGAGAUAACCCUGUCCAAUAGCAACCAUACUUCACCCCCGCCAAGACCACUCGGACAAUUGCAGCGUCCGCAGGCAGCAGCAGGAAGAUUUGGUUAUGGUUUAUACUGAAUUUGAAAGUUUGCAAGGUUUGGUUUGUACAUAAUACUUUCUUCUAACAAGUUUAAUGUUAGUAGAUGUCAUUGUGUUACUGCUAUCUUUUUUUCUGUGUUUGGUGAAUAAAUGAGUAGAGUGGUGUUAGAUUUGAUAACUUGGAACAGGUAAGGGAGCAACACUAAAAUGCAUACAGAAUAUAACAUGCCUGAGAGCAUUUAAUUAAAAUCAUUGGUUAUGCUUGUUGAUCAUCUACAAUAAAUAAAAUAAGAUAAUAUAAGAAUGAGGCUAUCUUUCAUAAAAAAAUCUACCAAGACAGAUUCUAAAAUACUCCAUAUAACCAGGCAGAACAUGAUACCUGUGAGCAGAAUACUCCAUGUUACCAGGAAGAAUAGAUUCACUUUUGAAGUAGCAUCAUUAAUUUGACUGGGAAGCUCUUUUUCAAAAUUACCUUUAGAUUUAUAUAACAUGUGAGCAGAACAUGAUACAUGUGUUAACAGAUGCACAUUAAUUCCACUCUAAUUCUCUAGUAUCAAUCUGAUAAGUAAGGUUGCCAACAAGGAGGUGAUUGAAUGUCUAAUACACCAAGUGAUUUACUUUCAUUAUUUGUGGGAGGUUACAGCCACAUACCCCAAGAUUGUGAUGUUAUUUACUCUAGGGAUACCCAUGAUAUGAUUAUGCCUAAUCUACAGGUAGCUGUAACACCUGAUAUUUGUGAAUCGCCCCAAUGUGCAUUUAGUGGAGACAACGUGGUCUCUUCCGUCUUUAAAUGUGAAAAUAUUGAACAUAAUAUUUUGUUUGAGUAUAGUGUAAACAAUUUAAAUAGAAGUAUUGAGGACUAUCCAUUGGAUGCAUUGAGGACUAUCCAAAUAGAUGUAGGCACACUUCAAUCAGAUGGUGUUUUGUAUUCUAUCUUAAUAAAGGGUUUGGCUUAAUUCAUCAGUCUUUUACCUUCACUAUAUUUUGAAAAAUUUCCAUGAUGAUUAUUUGCCAUAAUGUUUUCAAGCAUUAGAGAGGAAUGCAAAAUCACACAAGGACCAAUCACUCCAAAAGGUUCAAUUGCAACCAACUACUAGGUCGAUCCACAAGAGCGAGGCUUUCAUGAAGUAGCUAGAUAAAGGUUAUUGGUAUCAAUCGAUUACUACCUUCAAGAUGACAUGUAUGAGAUAAUGAUUGAAUUUGCACGACAUUUCAUGAAGUAUCAUGCUACUUGAACAAUUCAAGUAUGACAUGGGAACAAAUGACUAAUUUAUUUGGCUAAAUGAGCAAUUACAAUGUAUUUUUAUUUAUGUAAAUACGGAGUAUUAAAUUAUUAGAUGAUAUUAAUAUUUUGAAUGGAAGAGGUGCCGAUGAAGAAAGUCGAGGACAAAUUGAUCCCCAAGACCGAAGAUGAAUUUGAUGCGGAGGACAUCAAAAAGGUCGAGAAUUAUGCAAAGGCAAUAAACAUGCUUUAUUAUGCCGUAAAUCCUGAUGACUACCGCAAAAUCUCUUGCUGCUCAACCGCCAAGGAGAUGUGGGAUAAACUUGAGGUGACGUACGAAGGAACGGACCAAGUACGUGAAGCCAAGAUCGACUUCCUCACCAAAGAGUAUGAGAUGUUUAGAAUGAAGGAGCACGAAAACAUCGACGACUUGUUCGACCGAUUCUCCAAGAUAGUGAACAAUCUUCAUGCAUUGAAGAAGACCUACACCGACAGGGAUCUUGUGCGAAAGAUCCUACGCGGCUUGACAUCCGAAUGGCGAUCUAAGGCCGAUGCCAUCUAUGAGUCAAUCGGCACAUCAAAUGUCACCAUCGACGGUUUAAGAGCCGGGCACAUCAAGAACAAAUGCCCGAGAAACGGAAGGAACACUCGCCACUUCAAAAAGCAAAGAGCAUACAUCUCUUGGGGUGGCGACUCCGGCGACGAGUCAACUGACCAAGACGAGGAUGAAACUGCCUACCUCUGUCUCAUGGCACACGAAGACCAAACCGACAAUAAACAAGAGAUCCUCAACAACGAGGUGGUCGUCAUUCGUGAGCUUGGGAUCACCAACUUGAUCCGCCACAGCGGCGCACCGACGAUUCUUUCGGCCCCACUGGACAAGCGCCUCCUCCUCUACAUCAUCACCCGGAUUCUCCGCCCCCGGGACAUCAGCCAUACCUCGCUCUUCAAUGAGGACUUGAAGGCGAUUCACGCCAUCAUCCACGGCGCCUCCAUCAAUUGGGCGAAAUUCGUGAUGAUCCACAUGGCGGAUUGCGCCUCCAUCGCCACUGAGCGGAGCUUGCCAUACGCCUUCCUCGUCAUGGACCUCAUCAUCUCCGCCGACAUCUCCAUCGCCGGCCCGGAUACGAAGAUGACGAAGAUUUGGAUCAUUCAAGACAGCACCUUCCGGAAGAAGUCCGGAGACCGAGACGACGCCGGACCGAGUCGUGCUCGUGCCCCCGCCCGUGCACCUGCCCCCGCUCCCGCCCGGGCCUCAUUGCAGUCCAUAGCCGAUACCCUGAAUCGGCUAACCCUCACAGUGGAUGGCAUGGGGCAGUCAAUCGAGCGAAUGGACUGGACGUUGCAACGCCAACACCACGACAUGAUGGCAUACUUCCGUGGCGUCAACUACGUUCCGCCACCUUUCGACAGCACCAUUCUCGGCCAAAACAUUGAAGGCGAGGAUGAGGACGACGACUCCUACGCUCCGUCCUCCUCCCCCGACGAGGCCAACUUUGAAGAUGCGGUCGACGGAGGUUUUAAAAAAGUGGCCAGUGAAGCCAUCAGGCCCUGGAGAGCUGUAUGGGCAGAGGUCCUAGAUUGCAGUUUUAACCUCUUCCAUGGAGGGGAGGCUGCAAAGGGAGAGAUUGUCAUUAGGGUUAAGGACUUCCUCAGCUUGUUUGAGGAUAUCCUCCUGCUUGGUUCUGUUCUUGAAGAUGUUCCCAAAGAAAUCAGGGAGGUUUUCGAAUUUUGCUUGCAGAAGUUUGCAAUGGAAAUCCAGACAGGAAUGAUUGGAGUUACCUUACUGGGAUCAAAAUCAGUGGUCCACUUGGUGAUGCUCAUGGUGGCUCCUUGGAUAUUCCAAUCUUUGCACAGGAAUAAUCUUUGGAAAAGGGAGAAACUGGUUCAAAGCUUUCCAAGUGAAAAGUUUAACCUUAGGAAUCUGAAAUUUGUUCCAAUUAAGGGUGAAAAUCUGGUCACUGAUAUUUCUUUCUCUUACUGCCCAGUUUCUGAAGUUUCCCUUGAGAAACAGAAUCAGGUCAUCUGCAAAGGCAAAAUGGGAAACAACUAUACUCCUGCUAGCCUUAUAAGGAGCAAUGUAACAAGUUGGCAUGGGUGGCACGUCACCUUUGACCCCUUAAGCAACAGAUCCGAAAAGGAAGUGAUGUUGUGUAUGGAGAAAACCAGAGUUGGAAUGCAAGACUUGAGGACACAAGUAGGCCAGCUUGCUACAUCACUAAGCAGACUUGAGUCCCAACUCUCUAAUAAACUUCCUUCACAGUCUAGGACCCCAAACAAAAGUGCUAAUGCAGUCACUCUUCGUAGUGGCAAGGCUUUAGGCGAAUCUAGAACCAAGGAAGGAGAACCGAAGGUUAAUGAAGAGCGUGAAACUGAGGUCAAAGAUGAUCAGAUUAUUAAUACAGAAACACCUCAACUACAAAAGGACGCAAGUCCUACGGAUGAAAAGGUCAAUUCUCCCCUAAAUUCUAGUUUAUCGCCUAACGUGUCUUUGCCUCCUUUUCCCUCCAAGUUAGCUAAACAACGGAAAGAGGACAAUGAGAAGGACAUUUGGGAAACUUUUCGUAAAGCAGAGGUAAACAUACCACUCAUUGAUGCAAUUAAACAGGUCCCUCGAUAUGCCAAGUUUUUGAAGGAACUUUGCACAAACAGGAGGAGAUUGAAAGGGACUGAGAGUGUAAGUUUGAGCAAAAAUGUUUCUGCUAUACUUCAAAGGAAGCUCCCUGUUAAGUGCAAGGAUAAAGUACGCUUUGACAUUUUUGAGGCCAUGCGCUACCCAAGUGAAGAUUAUGCAGUCUUCUCCAUUGAUGCAAUAGACAUUCUCCUAGAGCAAGUUGUAGAGUUUGAAACCACAGACACUCUUGGUUUGGUUCUAGAGCAUAGUCUUGAUAGUAAAGCAUACAAUUCACUCGAAUUACCACCAAAAGAAGAGAAAAUAAAUAAAUGAGUAAAAAUGUUGUGAUGAGGAAAGAUCAUUUCCCACUACAUCAACGGCGCCAAAAAUUUGAUGAAUGUUGUUUUAACACCAAAUAAUAAAACUAAACUAACCCGUAGAUAUGGUAAGUUCAGGUCGAUCCCACAGAGAGGCAAGAGUUAACUACUAAUUCUUAGAUAUUUUUUUCUUGAAGUUGAUUUAAAGCUAAAUAAUUUUUUUAAAACAGCUAGAGAAUAAAUUCUAAAAGUAAACCAAGCAACUAAUAGAAAUUUAAAAGAAUUUGAUUAAAGAGUUUCCAAUCCU